Molecule: messenger RNA, 879 nt
Organism: Closterium sp. Naga37s-1
Lineage: Eukaryota; Viridiplantae; Streptophyta; Zygnematophyceae; Desmidiales; Closteriaceae
Source: the annotation of a GenBank genome assembly
AUGGCGGCGCUAGCUAGCGGCUCGUCUUUGGUCGUUCCUACUGGGUGCACAGCCGCAGGAAAAUCCUCCCUCUCGUGCGCAUCGUCAAGCGUUUAUGGCCUUCCUGCCCUCCAGAUUCGUUCUAGACGUCCCUCGGCUAACGCAUCGAGCCGCAGCUUUCAGAGAAAAAAUCUGCAGAUUAUGGCAGCAACCGAUUUGAAAGAGGAAAUGGUGGAGUUUGCGAAUGCUGAGAAACGGUGGAGGACUCAGAUUGCAGAGGGCAAGGUGAAGUCACUGUCCGCGAAGGAAGCGGGGUACACUUACCAGCUGUCCGACUACGUUCUGCUUGACGUGCGACCGUCGUAUCAGCACAACAAGGCUUGGGUGAAGGGCUCGCUGUGGAUUCCUGCCUUCGACGUCGACAACAGUGCCAGCCCAGGGGUCUUGUCCCAGAAAGCCAUGACCUUCAUGAUGGGAGGAUGGUGGUCUGGAGCGUCAGUAAACAAGAGAAACGAGCGGUUCAUGGCUGACGUUGUGGCUAAAAUUCCCAAGAGUGCCAACAUUAUUGUUGCGUGCCAGAAGGGUUUGAGAUCUCUUGCAGCAUGUGAGCACCUUUACAAGGCUGGCUAUAGAAAUAUAUAUUGGCUAACUGGUGGCUUCGACACUGCCAGUGACGAGGACUUCGAGCGGGAGGGUCCUGUUCCCCUUCAGCUGGCGGGCAUUGGAGGCAUGUCUGAGUUCAUUGGAUGGACCGAUCCUCAACGCCGCCUUGCCAAAACUGAGGGAUGGCAGUACCGUGCCACCUUUUUCGGCCGACUGCUUGUGGUAUUUUUGGCUGCGGACCUUGCUCUUAUUGGGUUGCAGCAACUCAGCUCUUUUUUCCGUGAGCUUGGCCAAUAA